Ostrea edulis (European flat oyster) is the source of this 3818-nucleotide messenger RNA. RefSeq names its product replication factor C subunit 1-like. Bases 95 to 3595 code for a protein of 1166 amino acids. NCBI's taxonomy places the organism in Eukaryota, Metazoa, Mollusca, Bivalvia, Ostreida, Ostreidae. Gene Ontology annotation, biological process: DNA repair; DNA replication. The record is from RefSeq and is a predicted model, not a curated record. Gene Ontology annotation, cellular component: DNA replication factor C complex; nucleus. Gene Ontology annotation, molecular function: DNA clamp loader activity; ATP binding; ATP hydrolysis activity. The transcript is spliced from 23 exons.
GUCAUUGCAACUUCCGUUGUAAGUUGGCGCGAAAUGGAUGUAAACAAAUGCAAAUCCUUCAUCGUUUUAUGUCGUUAGAACAAUAUUGUAAGCAAUGGACAUAAGGAACUUUUUUGGAGCAAAAACGCACAAGAAAUCAGAUGGUGGAAAAGAAUCAACCGUAAAGAAAACUGAAGAGUCGAAAAGCAAAGGUACAACCAAGAAAAAGGAGAGUGUCAAGUCAAGCAGCCAGAGUAACAGUACUAAACGUAAGGCUGCCCAGGACAGUUCCCUUAAAAAACAGUCCCAGAAAAAUUCUAAUAGACAGAAGGAGACGGAGAAAAAGAAGAUUUAUGUGCUAGACAGUGAUUCAGAAUCAGAACUGUACACAAGUCCACCGACUGUGAAAGGAAAACCGAGCAAAGAUGAAAAUAAAACAAACAGUACCAAGAAAGCGGGAAAAUCUCAACCUCGGGAGAGUAGCAAUGACAAAGUUAAUCGAAAGAAAGGCAAAGGAAAAUCUCAGCCCCAUGAGAGUAGUGAUGAUGAAGUUCAGCAAAAGAAAGGCAAACGAAAACGACAACAGAUAAGUAGUGAGGAUGAUGAAGAACCAGCAAUUUCAAAACAAAAACGCAAGUCAAAGAGAAGACUAGACUCGGAUUCUGAGGAAGACGUUGAAGAAGUUAAACAAAAGGACCGUCAUGGUCGUGGUAAAAAGUCCAAAACUCACUGUAUUGAUUCAGAUGAAGAAACCCCAAGAAAGACUACACUAGAUGCAUUUUUAAAAUCACCAAGUCCCAAGAAACAAGUAGAGAUGAAGACGAAGAGUAUUACAAAGACCCCUGUAAGUGUGCAGGAUUUUUUCGGGGGUGGAUCCGUGUCUCGAUCAGACAAAAAGGUGGCUGCCAAGCGCACACAGGAAGAGUCUCGCGUAUCACCUGUGGUGUAUGAUGUCGAGAUGCACGAAGACGACGAUUUCCAGAAAACCUUGGACAUGGCAGACGGAAGCAAAGCUAAGAGAGCAAAGCGCAAUGCAGAAGAGAAAUCAUCCAGUUUGAAUGGAGGUGAGAGUCUGGCGAGUAAGCUUGCAGCUAGGGUACAGUCUCUCGAUGACAGUGAUGUGAUUCCUGAUACACCCAGCUCAGAAAAGGGUCAAUUUACAAAGAUUUCAGAGAGAAAAGACUCACCGAAGAAAAUUGAAAGAAAUAAAGUGGCUCCUAGAACGUCCCCAAAGAAACCUUCCCCUGUCAAAUUCACCCCCAAAAAGACCAUUGUUUCAAGUGAGGCUGCAGUAACACCCAAGUCAGAAGAAACCAGCAAACCUGGUGCAAAGGCUAGCCCCACCAAAGUUUCCCCAGAUACACCGUCCCUAUCCAAGAAGGGCAGCAUGUACCGCAGCUACCUAAACCGAGAAGGUCCGCAGGCGCUGGGCUCCAAGGAAAUACCCAAGGGAGGAGAAAACUGCCUGGAGUCCUUGACAUUUGUCAUUACUGGUGUAUUGGAAUCAUUGGAGCGUGACGAAGCCAAAAGUCUGAUUGAGAGAUACGGGGGGCGAGUCACAGGGAGCAUCAGCAAGAAGACUAGCUAUAUAGUGAUUGGCCGCGACUGCGGGGAAAGCAAACUAAACAAGGCCAAAAGCUUAGGCACAAAGCAGAUCGAUGAGGAUGGGUUGCUGAACUUAAUAAAAACACUUCCCGGGAAACGAUCCAAAUAUGAAGUAAAAGUAGAGGAGCAGAUGAAAAAGGAAUCAUCUAUCUCAAAGAAGACAGAGCCAGCGAAACCUCCUGCAAAAUCUCUAGUGAAAAUUUUUCCAGCAAAUACAACCAUAGAAUCCCAGGAUACCGUGCCUCGCAUGUCCCAAGCUAACGAUCGAUCAGGCGGAACCACCAAAUCUACGGAGGAGAGUUUGAUGUGGGUGGAUAAGUACAAACCUACUCAGCUGAAGCAGAUCAUCGGACAGUCAGGGGAUAAGAGUAAUGCAAAGAAACUUCUGCAUUGGUUAACCAACUGGCACAAAAAUCGGGCAGCGGGAAUCAAACCACAAGGUAAAUUUUUCAGUAAGGGUGACGAUGGGUCUGGAUUUAAGGCAGCCUUGCUCUCAGGUCCCCCGGGCAUAGGAAAGACCACGACAUCGACGUUAGUUUGUAAGGAGGCAGGUUUCUCCUAUGUAGAGUUAAAUGCAUCAGACACACGAUCAAAGAAGAGUUUGAAGGAGGUGGUGGCAGAAUCUCUGAACAACACAACGAUAGUAGACUAUAUUGAAGGUACAAACAGCAGUACUAUGGGCAGGAAGCAUUGUCUGUUGAUGGAUGAGGUGGAUGGGAUGGCAGGAAACGAGGACCGCGGAGGUCUGCAGGAGUUAGUGGCCCUGAUCAAGUCCUCCCAGAUCCCCAUCAUCUGUAUGUGUAACGACAGGAAUCACCAGAAGAUGAGGACUCUGUCUAACCAUUGCUUCGAUCUCCGCUUCCAGAGGCCACGGGUCGAGCAAAUCAAGGGGGCUAUGAUGUCUGUAGCUUUUAAAGAAGGCUUGAAAAUUCCACCUCCAGCCAUGAAUGAAAUCAUUUUGGCAGCCAACCAAGAUAUUCGACAGGUACUUCAUAAUUUGUCGAUGUGGACGUCAGGAGAAAAAUGUUUGACGUACGAUCAGGCCAAGAAAGACUCCACAAAUGCCAAAAAAGAUUUCAAAUUGGGUCCCUUCGAUGUUUGCCGUAAAGUAUUUGUUGGCGGAGAUGAAACUGCUCGCAUGACAUUGAAUGACAAGUCAGAUUUGUAUUUCCAUGACUACAACAUCGCUCCGCUCUUUGUCCAGGAAAACUACAUCCAUGUUCUUCCAUAUGCUGCAAAGGGAAAUGUAAGCCGCCAUUUGUCCUUGCUGGCCAGGGCUGCGGACAGCGUGUGUGAUGGCGACAUGGUGGACCGAUGUAUCCGACAAAGUCAGUCCUGGAGCCUGCUGCCCACCGCGGCAAUGUAUGCAAGUGUGAUACCAGGAGAAUACAUGAGAGGCAAUCUGCCACAAAUGGUUGGUUUUCCAAGCUGGCUUGGCAAGAAUUCUACCACCGGUAAAACAGACCGCUUGCUGCAGGAGCUCAGAACCCACAUGUCUCUGCCGACAUCAGCCAACAAAUUAAGUCUAAACCUGGAUUACCUCCCCUACAUGAGAAAGUUCCUGACGACACCUUUGGUGAUGAAGGAGAACGAGGGAAUACCAGAGGUCAUAGAUUUGAUGGACAAAUAUGACAUCAUCAAAGAAGACUUUGACAACAUCCUAGAGAUUACAAAAUGGCAGAACAGUGAUGAUCCAAUGUCAAAGCUUAGCUCUAAGACAAAGGCUGCCUUUACACGUACAUACAAUAAGGAGGUCCACUUGACCCCCUAUGCUACUGGUACCCUGACUAAGAAAGGCAGAGGGGGCGGGGCACCUGUUACAGAGGAUUUUGAUGUAGAGGGUGAGGAUGAAGGAGCAGCAAUCACCCCAGAGAGUGACGAGGAUGGAAACGAGGACCUAGAAAUGGACUCCAUGAUCAAGUCCAAAAAGAAGUCCAAAGGAAAGGAAAAGGAACAGAAGGAAACAUCAUCAAAGGGAAAAGGAAAAGGGAAGGGAAAAGCGAAAAGCUAACAGCAUGUUAGCGUGUUUAGGCUGUGUAAAGGAAGUGUGUGACCGAGGAACAGAAGUUUGUUGUGAUAUCUGUGUAAGAUACAGUAUAGGAACAACCUUGCUAUGAUGGUGUCGGAGAUCAUUUGAAAUUAUGUUAGUGGUCACUUUACAUUGAUAAGCUGUUGUUAACUCUUGUUUUGAAAUUAUUACCAUUCAUUGGAAUAAUAAAUGAAUUUGAAACAUU